Molecule: messenger RNA, 801 nt
Organism: Oncorhynchus mykiss (rainbow trout)
Lineage: Eukaryota; Metazoa; Chordata; Actinopteri; Salmoniformes; Salmonidae
Source: RefSeq, a predicted model, not a curated record
AUGGCAAACACGCUCAGGUUAAUGUUCAAGCAACUGGUAUGGUUUUUACUUGUGGAAAACUUCUUAAUCUCUCCUGCUUUGUCAUAUACUUAUAGCGCUGACACAUGGCGAACACCGCAAUUUGACAAUCGUCCACGCUUUAAACAGCCUCCACUCCAACAAACAGUUUCAAGGCCAGUUCGAGUAGAAACUGUCGCUGUGACGUGCCAUUCAGACUACAUGGAGAUAGUCGUGAAGGCUGAUCUGUUUAAACUCGGUAAUCUAAUCGACGUGGAUGACCUGCGACUUGGAGUUGAACAGUACCAAGACCAAGAGCCGUGUAGGGCUACAGCUUCAGCAGCCGGAGAUGAGUACAGAAUAUUUGCAGCACUUUCGGACUGUGGAACCAAGUACAUGCUGAACGAAGACUCAUUGAUCUACGCAAACCUCCUCAGAUAUACACCCAGAACCACACCAGAUGGCGUUAUUCGAAUGGCUGGUGCUGUAAUCCCAAUUGAGUGUCAUUAUGAAAGGAAGUACAGUUUGGACAGCUCUUCUCUCCAGCCGACCUGGAUCCCUUUCACCGCCACAGUGUCUGCUGAAGACACCCUGCAGUUCUCAUUGAAGUUUAUGACAAGUGACUGGCUCUAUGAGCGGGGUUCUGGAGUCUACUUCCUGGGUGAUCCCAUCAACAUUGAGGCGUCUGUCAGGGUUGCUCACCACACCAGGCUCAGGGUCUUUGUUAGCAGCUGCGUGGCCACACUGGACCCUGACAGCAACUCUGUCCCCAGAUAUGUCAGGGGGGGGGAUGACUUAGAAUGA